AUAUGUCCAUUUUAGAGUGUUGUCAAAACUGUCAAAAGGAGAAUAAAGAAAAAUCACUUUGUUGUGAAAAAUUGCGUGAAAAUUCACUUUCCAUCGUGUUCUUGUGAAAAUUGGCAAGACAAAGGAUUCCUCAGUGUGUCAUAGAGGAAGACUGGGGUGAAAGAAAUUACCUGGAAGUGUGGGAUUUGGAUGUAUUUUGACGUGGAAGUUUGACUUCUGCACUUUCUUUUUGUUUUGAGUGUCUUUUCUUGCAUUUGGUGCCCCCCUCAUUGACCACGGAAGACCUACACGGUGUUUACGGGAAAUUCAACAGUGGAAAGCGACGGAGAAGAUGAGUGAAUUGACACCAGAAGAGAUACGUCAGCGUCGAUUGCGACGUCUGGGAAUGGGGGAGCCCACGCGGGAUGCCCAGGAGAGUGGUGCACGGGGAACGUCUGUGUCAUCAUCCACGGAAAGCGGGAAUUCCCGCGAGAAGAUUUCCGCGUGCGGGGAGGAGCGCCAAUCGAGCCUUGAGCUUGUUGAGCAUCGUCAGAAGCAACAAAAGAUCGACACAGAGCUGAACAAUGAAGUUGUCCUGACGUCUGUGGAUCAGCACAGUGUUAAUAAUAACUACAGGGGCAAUCUUGGAGAUGAGGGGAAGACAGCCACGGCCAGCUCAACGACGGAUAAUCAAGUUGUGGUGGAGGAGCAUCAACGGAUGGAGACAGAUGAGUGCCUGGAGGGGGAUAAAUUGGGUGACUGUGAUUCAGGGAUUGAGAAUAUGGAGACAGAGGACUGCUCCGAGAGUGCCAAAGCCAUUGCGCCCAAUGCGGAGAUUCUGCUUGACAAUCGAGGGAAUACGCAGCUGGAGAUGGAGAUUUACCUGUCAAAGGUGCUCAAUGCCACCUGGGCGGAACACUGCAAGGGGGCAAUAAUUGUCAAGGAAGUCGCCACGGAGUACAUGGAUAGUUUCGAGGAGGUGCCGGAUGUGGAGGAUCUCACUUCCAGGGUGCUGGUUAAUGUCAUUCAGUACUACAUGGAGGGAUUCCUAAGGAAGAGUUCUGCGGAUUUUGCUGUCAAUGUGGCACUCAGUGGCGAUGGGAAGCCCCCCUUGGAGGCAUUUGAACGUCGUAUGGGUGCCCUGGAUUACCUUGUAAGGUGCUACGAUGUCAUCCGGGGGGAAUGCUACAAUCUCACAGCGUCAAAGCGCAUCAAUACGCCGGAAUUGAUGGCUUUCCUGGACAUGGUGAAGGUACAAAUACUCCAGCAUGCUGUUCUCGUACUCAAUGGAACCAUUCGCAGUGUCAAAGAUCCCGCGGAGAGGGGUAAAAUCCCCGAAAGGAGCCCCCUGUUGCAGCUAAUGCUGGAGAAGACGAUUGAUGGGGAUUUCCUGCAGAAUUUCAUUGCGCACACGUACAAAAAUGUCGAUGUCUUCCGGGAGAUGUUUGAGCCGGUGCUGCGGGAUCUCUUCCGGGACAUGCAGAAGGCAAUUGUGUCGAAGGAUUUGAACGUGGAGAUUCUGGCAACGUUGGAUGAGCUCACGGCUGUUGUUGUUGAGGGGAAUGUACGGCCGAUAUGUAAUCUCAUCGCGAAGCAGUACAACUUCUUCCCGAUCUCGUGUAGUCGAGCACCUGGGCGGGAAAUAGCCAAGGUGAGCUUUUUGGGGCCCUUCCUGUCGCCGACGAUCUUCGUGGAGGAGAACCCCAAGAUUGUCGAUACGUUCUUCACGAAUGACACAACAGUGGUGAAUUCAUCGCUUCAGUCGAGCUUGCAAGCGGGAUUAGGGUGUAUCCGGAAUUACCUUCAUUCCGUCUUUCAUGCCCUGCUGAAGAAUGUCGAAUCGAGGAAUUCCGUUCUCAUGUACAUGUCAACGAUACUCAAGGCGAAUGAGAAGAGAGCGCAAAUUCACACGGAUGAGAGGGUCCUGGCACGAGAUGGUUUCAUGCUGAACUUCCUGUGUACGCUGCAGAAGCUGGCGGAGAAGAUAAAGCUGGAUCGUGUGGAUAUGAUGUACCCCUUUCAUUGGGAUUCCCUCAUUCACAUUGUCAAGGAUACGAAGCUGCGCUACGAAUCGGAGGAGUACAAUGAAUGGCUUCAGGAGUAUCGUGGGGCGCAUGUGUGGGAGCCAACAAACUUCCAGACUCAAUGCUGGUUCCUCACCCUCCAUGCGCAUCAUAUUGCCAUCAUUCCGGCAAUUCAGCGCUACAAUAAGCGUUUGAGGGUAAUCAAGGAGCUUCAGCGGCUCGUCUCGGAGCUGAACAAUACAAAGAGUCAGUGGGAAUUAACACCGCUUGCGGCGAGAAAUGAAGAUCUCCGGAAGCGCUGGACGAUGCAACUGAUGAAGCUCAAUCGUUCAAAGGCUUGCUGUGACAUUGGGUUGCUGGAUGAGAAUCUCCUACGUGCCUGUAUGCGUUUCUACAGCACUGUCUGUGAAUUUAUCUUGUACCACAUGGAGGGGAAGAAGAUUUCCGGGCCAUUCAUCACGAGCAUCUCACCGCCACAACUCACCCCAACUCCAGAAUUCUCAGCCCUUCCUGAGUGGUACGUUGAGGACAUUGCAGACUUCCUUCUCUUCUGCAUGCAAUUCGCAGCGGAUGUUAUAAUUGAAGAUAUGGAUCAUUCAAUCAUUACGUGGCUCCUCACGAGUGUUUGUGCACCGCAUUGCAUUAAGAAUCCCUACGUGACGGCUAAACUCGUGGAGGUUCUCUUCGUGACAACACCCACCAUUCAAACAACAUCACAGAGUCUCCACAAUAACAUAAUGUUCCACGACAUCUCCCUGUCCGUCCUCCCAUCAGCCCUCAUGCGCUUCUACACGGAUAUCGAGACAACGGGGCAGAGUACGGAGUUUUAUGACAAAUUCACCAUCCGGUACCACAUUAGUCACCUCUUCAAAUGCAUGUGGCAGAGCCCCGUCCACCGGUUGGCCAUGAUUAAUGAAUCAAAGACUGGCAAGCAAUUUGUGAAGUUCAUCAAUAUGCUCAUGAAUGACACCACCUUCCUCCUGGAUGAGUGCCUUGAGUACCUCAAACGGAUCCAUGAGACACAGGUGCUCAUGCUCAAUGACGCAGAAUGGGCAAAAUUAUCCGAUGAGGUGCAACAGAGUCGUACGAGGCAGUUGGCACAGGAUGAGCGUCAAUGUAAAUCGUAUUUAACACUAGCGCGGGAAACAGUGGAUAUGUUUCACUACCUCACAGUGGACAUUAAGGAGCCCUUCCUGCGUCCGGAGCUUGUUGAUCGCCUCAGUUCAAUGCUAAACUUCAAUUUGCAGCAACUCUGUGGGCCAAAAUGCAACAAUCUCAAAGUGAGGACACCCGUGAAGUAUGGGUGGGAACCAAGGAGACUUCUUGGGCAGAUUAUUGACAUCUAUUUGCACCUGAGUUGUGAUGAAUUUGCAGCAGCACUGGCAGCUGAUGAGAGAUCCUUUGAGAAGCACCUCUUUGAUGAUGCAGCAGAUCGCAUUGAACGCCUCCAGAUUCGCUCAACUGUGGAAGUGGAACAAUUUAGGGCACUUUUGGCUAAAGCUUAUGACAUUUAUGUUGCAAAUCAGCAGCGUGAGGAUGAAUUUGCGGAUGCUCCGGAUGAGUUCAAGGAUCCACUGAUGGAUACCCUGAUGAGUGAUCCCGUUAUCCUGCCAUCGGGUGCAAUAAUGGAUCGUUCAAUCAUUACGCGUCAUCUUCUCAACAGCAACACAGAUCCCUUCAAUCGGCAACUUCUCACUGAGGACAUGCUGUUGCCUGCGACUGAGCUAAAGGAGAAAAUUCAAGCGUGGAAAAGGGAGAAACGAGAUGGAAAUCCAACAGCUGGAAGUAGUUCUAAAAGAUAAAAAUCACCUCAUUCUAACCCAUCGUGAGAAGGCGGAGGAAGUCUUUGUUGCAAAAUUAAAAAAAAAUAAAGCGCUAUUAAAGUAGAUUUUUAAAAGGAUUUCGCGCGCGAUAUUUACGAUUAAAUAGAGAAGUUGAAGAAUUUAAAUAAAAGAAGAAAAAAAUCUCUCAAAGUUUCUUUUUGUACAAAGAAAUUCUUUAUUGAACCAGCCACAAGAUUUUUUUUUUAAAAAUUCUUUACAUAUUCAAUGUAUAUCAAUAAAAUUAUCCUCUAAGUUACAUAAAA
Lutzomyia longipalpis is the source of this 4089-nucleotide messenger RNA. It is a transcript of the gene Ube4B, whose product is annotated as ubiquitin conjugation factor E4 B. Gene Ontology annotation, biological process: protein polyubiquitination. The record is from RefSeq and is a predicted model, not a curated record. Gene Ontology annotation, cellular component: nucleus; cytoplasm; ubiquitin ligase complex. The transcript has 6 exons. Bases 332 to 3805 code for a protein of 1157 amino acids. NCBI's taxonomy places the organism in Eukaryota, Metazoa, Arthropoda, Insecta, Diptera, Psychodidae. Gene Ontology annotation, molecular function: ubiquitin-ubiquitin ligase activity.